UUCCUGGGGCUGUGAGAGGGGCUGUGGGGAUGAGCCCAGCUGACCCUCAUGUCUCUACAGGGGCCCUCCCUCAGGAUGCAGGAUUCCGGCUGGAGGUGCCAGAGUCCGUGAGGGUGCAAGAGGGGCUGUGCGUCUUUGUGCAUUGUUCAGUCUUCUACAUACAGUAUGGCUGGAAAGAUUCUACUCCUGCUUAUGGGUACUGGUUCCGGGAAGGGGUCAGUGUAGACCAGGACACUCCAGUGGCCACAAACAACUCAACUCAAAAAGUGCAGAAGGAGACCCAGGGCCGAUUCCACCUCCUCGGUGAUCCCGGGAGGAACAACUGCUCCCUGAGCAUCAGAGACGCCAGGAGGAGGGACGAUGGUUCAUACUUCUUUCGGGUGGAGAGAGGAAGAAUAAAAUUUAGUUACAAAUAUUCCCAGCUCUCUGUGCAUGUGACAGCCCUGACCCACAAGCCCGAUAUCCUCAUCCCGGAGUUCCUAAAGUCUGGCCACCCCAGCAACCUGACCUGCUCUGUGCCCUGGGCCUGUGAGCAAGGAACACCCCCCAUCUUCUCCUGGAUGUCUGCUGCCCCCACCUCCCUGGGCCCCAGGACUCUCCACUCCUCAGUGCUCAUGAUCACCCCACGGCCCCAGGACCACAGAACCAACCUCACCUGUCAGGUGACGUUCCCUGGAGCUGGUGUGGCCACAGAGAGAAUCAUCCAGCUCAGUGUCUCUUAUCCUAAAAUGAACCCAGCGAUUGAAGCCUCCCUAGAAGAUGGCAUAGGGAAAUCAGGAACCAUGGCAGAGGUGGUUGUUUUGGCCGUGGGAGUAGCGGCUGUGAAGAUCCUGCUUCUCUGCCUCUGCCUCAUCAUCCUCAGUGUCAAUUUCUACAAGAAGGCAGCGGUGAGGGCAGUAGAAGUCCAGGAGAAUGUAUACACUGUCAUGGGUUAAUCUCUCAGGUGAGUGAUGUGGACCUCUCACCCUCCAACAUCCUGCUGGACACCUCCUCCACAAUGGCCUCCAGGAUUGUUCUGCUCAUGGCCAAAGUUAAACUAACUCUCUUCCUCCUCAAAUCCACUUCUCCUGGGAUCUUCAUCCUGCAGAUGACACAGAGGCCUCAUCUCUAAAGUCAGAACCAGGGUGUGGGUCUCCACCUUGACCCCCUCUCUUCUCCAGAUCCCAUAAAUCACUAGCUCUUGUCUCCCCUUCUU
Callithrix jacchus (white-tufted-ear marmoset) is the source of this 1195-nucleotide messenger RNA. Its product is annotated as myeloid cell surface antigen CD33-like. Gene Ontology annotation, cellular component: plasma membrane. The record is from RefSeq and is a predicted model, not a curated record. Gene Ontology annotation, biological process: cell adhesion. Lineage: Eukaryota; Metazoa; Chordata; Mammalia; Primates; Cebidae. Gene Ontology annotation, molecular function: sialic acid binding.